Molecule: messenger RNA, 2007 nt
Organism: Emiliania huxleyi CCMP1516
Lineage: Eukaryota; Haptophyta; Isochrysidales; Noelaerhabdaceae
Exons: 3
Coding region: 1-2007 (668 amino acids)
Biological process (GO): nucleocytoplasmic transport; activation of GTPase activity
Cellular component (GO): cytosol; nucleus; perinuclear region of cytoplasm
Molecular function (GO): GTPase activator activity; small GTPase binding
Source: RefSeq, a predicted model, not a curated record
AUGGGCUGCUUCUCCAGCCGCGUCGAGACCCCGACCGAGGAGCUGCCCGGCCCUCCCGCCGUCGAACGCGACGCCCCGACGCCCGCCGACACCGCCGCGCCGACGCAGCCGGACGCCACCCUCCCCUCCGCCACCGAUCUCGGCGUGGACAAGCGUCAGCUGUUGAUGUGGCGCAGAAAUAACGGCGACUCCUUGGAGCCGGUCCUCGCGAGCGGCGCCGUCGCCCUCCUCGACGCGCAGUGGAUCAUCAGCCACGCCGAGGCGGGCGGCGUCCUCACCCACCGCCAGGCGCUGCCCAAAGAGGCCUUCCUCUCUCUCGCCGACCUCGUCGAGGCGUGUUUCAGUUGCAACUCUGCGCUUCCCGUUGCCGCGCUCUCCUACCCGUGGCUGACCAAGGACCACCCCGACCCGUGCGGAGCCAAUCUCAGCCGCGUCGCACGGGUGCUCAAGCUUUUCCUGGGCAACCGCCAAAUACCCUUGUCGCGGCUCGGCGUCUUUUGGGACUUCGGUUCGCUGCACCAGCACCCGGACCCCGUCAACGGCGUCAUGCGCACCGAGGAGCAGAACGCGCUCUUCAAGCAGGGGCUGGGCUGCCUCGGCACGCUCUACUCCCACCCGCACACUUUCGUGCUGCGGCUGACCUCCUUCCCGGACGGCCACAAGGCGGAGGACCAGGCCGAGGGUACCAACGUGGCCAAGUACUUCGAUCGCGGCUGGUGCGCCACGGAGAACGCCUGGGCGAGCCUGACCAAGCGCAGGGAGCUCUCGCUCGACCUCGGCUUGAUGCGCGACGGCAAGGAGUACGACUUCCUCAGCCUCAUGUAUGACUGCAUCCAGCACGGCGGCCGGCGCCCUCCUCUCCUGCCGUCUCAAUUCGCGGCGGAGCUGGAGACGAAGAGCUUCACCAACGGCAAGGACGACAAGCCGCUCGUCAAGCGGCUGUACGAGGCCGCCUUCGAGGAGCAGUUUGGCAAGGUGACCGAGCUGCACUACGCCGAACUCGGCUGGGGCGACGCGGGGGCGGCGCAGCUGGCGGAGGUCCUCGCGAGCGGGGCAGCGCCGCGGCUCGAGACGCUCAAUCUCCUCUACAACGAGAUUGGCGACGAGGGCUGCCAGGCGCUGGCCGCCGCCCUCAAGGGGGGGGCUGCCCCGAGCUUGAAGGCGCGGGAGACUCACCCUCAGUACAAGAGCCCUUGGCGCCAACCCUCCUUGACCCCCCUCACGCACGCUUACUGUAGAGGCUCGAGGGAGCAGGUGCCGCCCGUGUACUACCAGAAAACAACUGAAAACGGCACGUACUGCUACGUCGGAGGCACGCCAGAGUGCGAGGCGCUGGUGGCCGUGUGCGAGGAGCGCGGCAUCGAACUGCCCAUGGAUUUGUACUACUCCAGCGCCUCCCGAAGUAAACUGGGCGGCGCGGAGGCGGCGCAGUUGGCAGGGGUCAUCGCGAGCGGGGCAGCGCCGCGGCUCGAGGCGCUCUCUCUUUUCCACAACCAGAUUGGCAACACUGGCUGCAUGGCACUGGCCGCCGCCCUCGCCAAGGAAGGGGCAGCGCCGCGGCUCAAGCAGCUCGAUCUCCGCAGCAACAAGAUUGGCGACGAGGGCUGCGAUGCGCUGGCCGCCGCCCUCGGCAAGGAGGGGGCAGCGCCGCGGCUCGACCAGCUCUCUCUCGGCGACAACGAGAUUGGCGACGAGGGCUGCAAGGCGCUGGCCGCCGCCCUCGGCAAGGAGGGGGCAGCGCCGCGGCUCGAGUAUCUCGGUCUUCGCGAGAACAAGAUCGGCGACGAGGGCUGCGAUGCGCUGGCCGCCGCCCUCAAGGAGGGGGCCGCCCCGAGCUUGAAGGCGCGAGACGCCACCCUCGCCACUCGCCCCUCCCCUACGCUCGGCUACACGCGCCAGGCCGCCGUCGCCGCCCGCGAGGGGACGACCAUCGUGUGCGACGUGGGCAACGAGAAGCAGCCUGAGCUGAUGGCCGUGUGCGAGGAGCGCGGCAUCAAGCUGCUCUGA